Xenopus tropicalis (tropical clawed frog) is the source of this 3697-nucleotide messenger RNA. It is a transcript of the gene egr4, whose product is annotated as early growth response 4. Bases 16 to 1656 code for a protein of 546 amino acids. NCBI's taxonomy places the organism in Eukaryota, Metazoa, Chordata, Amphibia, Anura, Pipidae. Gene Ontology annotation, cellular component: nucleus. The record is from RefSeq and is a predicted model, not a curated record. The transcript is spliced from 2 exons.
CUGGAGACUCCUGAAAUGGAGAGAUCCCAGGCGGCGGAAGAUCUGAGGCAGCUCCUGCUGCAUAUAAAAGGGGAUGUGCAUGAAGCAUGGACACAAUCGCACAGACACAGAGAGGAGCGACACAAGCAGCAGCCCCCCAGGCACAGGGUUCCCAGUAGCACUUCUGAAAGGAACCAGUGUCCCAGCAGCCUGCUCACCUACCCAAUAAGGAUGGACCUCUCCUGUCAGGACUCGCUGUACCCCAAAUACCAGGGGGACCCUGAUUUGAAAGAAGAAGGGGUGCAAAGCUCAGACUCUGGAGCACCCCAACAGCCGCAAGAAAUGAAGCAAGAGCUCGGCUCAGGUGACUUCGCUGACAACGGUGAGACCUCCGAUUACUUCUUCCUCAGCAGCCAGCCCUCUCCGCCGUUACCGCUGAAUUAUUCGGGCAGCUUCUUCAUCGAGACCAACCCAGAGCAUUCCCAAGACCAAGAAGCUCUCUUCAGCAUCAUGUCUGGAAUUCUGGGAAUCUCCCAAUUCUCGGCCCCUCAGCAGCUCAGCAAGCAAGAGUCCCUUUAUUCUGUCCCUGACGCCAUUCAGAACCAUAUGGACCUUUACUCCAACUCCCAAGCCAACCUGAGCAUCUCUGUGCAGCAGCCCUACCAGAACCAGCUGUACUCUGCGUUCAGCAGCACUGAGGAUAUCCACCAGGUCCCCAGCUCCCCCAGCCUGGGAAGCUCCUGCUCUUCCCAGUGCUUUUUUGACUCCAAAGUGCUCCCAAGCAAACACGAAAUGGAGGUUUCCCCAAUCUCCCCCUCUAUGGAUUCCUUCAGUUCCCCCUGCCCUCGGUGGGAUGCCCAGACUGGCCAGAGCUUUGCCUCCACCUCAUUCCAGAUGGACUCUUUCCGCCAGUCCGAUAACCCCCAGCCAGUCUUUCACCCCCUGGAAUCCAAGGUUGAGCAUAUCCUGACUGCCUGCUGCCAGCCCCAUGCCACGGAAAUGUCGGAAGAAUCUGCUCAUUUUAGCAGCAUGGACUUUACCUGCCAGUCGGACAGUUUUCAGACCCCUCAUUGCGAUUUCAGUGAAACCAAGAUGGACUUAAAAUCUCAGCUGAUGGGAGAUCUGAAAUACCAGUUUGGCCACCAGGUGGCAGCACCUGGACUACCCAACCAAGAGGAGCUCCUUCAUCACUCUUCCCCUCCUCUCAUCUCCACUAACUUUCUGGGUCACUCCCCCACUGCGGGGCAUAUGCUCCCCAACCAUGCGGGGGAACCCCCUGUAGAGCCAAGGAAAAAAUACAGAAGGAACAAGUUCCCAGCCAAAUGCUUUCGGCCAAAACCUCACGAAAAAGCCUUUGCCUGCCCCGUUGAGAGCUGUAUUAGGAGCUUUGCCCGCUCGGAUGAACUCAACAGGCACUUGAGGAUCCACACUGGCCACAAACCCUUCCAGUGCAGGAUUUGCCUGAGGAAUUUCAGUCGCAGCGACCAUCUCACCACCCACAUUCGCACUCACACAGGGGAAAAACCCUUCUCCUGCGAUCUGUGCGGCAGAAGGUUUGCCAGGAGCGAUGAAAAGAAGCGACACGGCAAGGUCCACAUGAAGCAGAAGGCCAGGACUGAGGAGAAGCUGAAAGGUCUUGGCUUCUACACGGUGGGCUUAUCUUUUGGGACCCUGUGAAGCCACCCACCCGAGGUUGCCUCUGGUUACACCUCUUACUUGGGGGAGAGCUUCCCCUGCAUUUGGUCUACACGCUAGCCCCUUGUUCUUUGGAAGGAGCUAGCUUGAUUUGUGGCUCGGCUGUUACCUGCAUGGCUCAAUCUGAUGUCUACUUUGCCAUAGGCACACUCUGUCAGCUUCAGUGGGUGAGAACGCCUCCAUUUUGUACAGAGAUGUAGAGUUUCAGAGUUUCAGAGUUUCAGCACCAAGAAACUGGAGUUGAGGAGUUUCAGCACCACGACCUGUGGACAGCUCCUGCCUGAGCCGAAGUGUGAGAGGGAUAAAGGGAAAACUCAAUGCAAAUACUCAGCGCUAUCUAUGUACAUACAGUUACAGCGUCAUCUAUGUACAGUUACAGUGCUAUCUAUGUACAUACAGUUACAGUGUUAUCUAUGUACAUACAAUUACAGUGCCAUCUAUGUACAUACAGUGUUAUCUAUGUACAGUUACAGUGUUAUCUAUGUACAGUUACAGUGUUAUCUAUGUACAUACAGAUACAGUGUUAUCUAUGUACAUACAGUUACAGUGCCAUCUAUGUACAUACAGUGUUAUCUAUGUACAGUUACAGUGUUAUCUAUGUACAUACAGUUACAUACACAUACUGUUCCAUAUAUACACUUACUGUUAUAUAUAUACACACUUACAGCGUUACUUACAUACACUUACUGUAUACAGUUACAGUGUUACUUACAGUUACUGCUCCAUAUAAAAAGUUACUGGGCUACUUACAGAUAAAGUGUCACCUACACCUACAGUGUAAUAUACACUUACUGUUCCAUACAUACAGUUACAGUGUUACAUACACCUACAGUGUAAUAUACACUUACUGUUCCAUACAUAUAGUUACAGUGUUACAUACACCUACAGUGUAAUAUACACUUACUGUUCCAUACAUACAGUUACAGUGUUACAUACACCUACAGUGUAAUAUACACUUACUGUUCCAUACAUACAGUUACAGUGUUACAUACACCUACAGUGUAAUAUACACUUACUGUUCCAUACAUACAGUUACAGUGUUACAUACACCUACAGUGUAAUAUACACUUACUGUUCCAUACAUACAGUUACAGUGUUACCUACAGUGUAAUAUACACUUACUGUUCCAUACAUACAGUUACAGUGUUACCUACAGUGUAAUAUACAGUUACUGUUCCAUACAUACAGUUACAGUGUUACAUACAGUGUAAUAUACAGUUACUGUUCCAUACAUACAGUUACAGUGUUACAUACAGUGUAAUAUACAGUUACUGUUCCAUACAUACAGUUACAGUGUUACAUACAGUGUAAUAUACACUUACUGUUCCAUACAUACAGUUACAGUGUUACAUACAGUGUAAUAUACAGUUACUGUUCCAUACAUACAGUUACAGUGUUACAUACAGUGUAAUAUACACUUACUGUUCCAUACAUACAGUUACAGUGUUACAUACAGUGUAAUAUACACUUACUGUUCCAUACAUACAGUUACAGUGUUACAUACACAUACGGUGUCACAUACAGUUACUGUUCCAUAAAUACAUCCGAUUAAAGCAUUUCUAUUUUCAGCCUGCUCGAAAGUAAAGCAAAGAAUGAGAAAAGGACCUUGAACGUCAGUUAUUUGUACAUAUAAAUAGUCACAUUGCUAUGUGAAGCCUUUGUAACACACACGGACUCGAUGUUGUCAGGCACUUUCUAGUGAGCUCUAAUUUUAUUCUAUGCUGCUAUUUGUACAGAAAUCAGAAGAACUGAAUGAACCAUUUAUUUUCCCUUUGCUGGGAAUGGACUUGACUGACAUAUUGGUACCACGCACAGUGAAUGAUUUUCAUAUUAUUAGCCCAGGCAAGGGCUGUGGCGACAAGACUGUCUUUUUCUUUUUACAAACUGGUUUAUGGAAUUUUUGUAUGUCAGCUUUCGUUGUUGAUUUGUAUUUAUGAUUUUAUUUUGUACAAAGAAGCUGGUACAAAUAGAUCACAUAGUGUUUUAUUUUUUCAGAUAAAUAAAGUUGCUUCUGCUCUGCAAA